Messenger RNA from Lethenteron reissneri (Far Eastern brook lamprey), 14175 nucleotides. RefSeq names its product afadin, adherens junction formation factor (gene AFDN). Gene Ontology annotation, cellular component: adherens junction. NCBI's taxonomy places the organism in Eukaryota, Metazoa, Chordata, Hyperoartia, Petromyzontiformes, Petromyzontidae. The record is from RefSeq and is a predicted model, not a curated record. Gene Ontology annotation, molecular function: cell adhesion molecule binding. Gene Ontology annotation, biological process: regulation of protein localization; signal transduction.
UUGUGUGGUUUGGGAACGGCCAAAGGCUCCCCUACACACACACACAAUACACACAUACAACACACAACAUACACAACACAACAUACAACACAUACAACACACAAAUACACAUAUAACAUACAAAACAUACACAUAUAACACACAACACACACAACAUACACCACAUACAACACACAACACAACAUACACAACACAACACACAACACAAACAACACACAACACACACACACAACAUACACAACACAACAUACAACACACAACACACACAUACACACACAACAUACACAACACACAACACAUACAAUAUACAACACAACACACACAUACACACACAACAUACACAACACACACAACACAACAUACAACACAUACAACGCACAACACAACAUACACAACACAACAUACAACACACACACAACAUACCAACACAAACAACAUACAACACCACACACCCAUUUCUUCUCCUCAUCGCGAGGCGGCUUCGGCGUGCGUGCGUGGGGGGGGUAGGCCGCCCCGGGCCCACACAGUUGAGGCGGGGGGGGGGCCGCCGCGUGUAAGGAUGGCGAUGGAGGAGGAGAGACGCAAGCUGAGGGAAAUCAUCAACCACUGGAACGAGAACAGACUCGACCUCUUCGAGAUCAGUCUACCCAAUGAGGAGCUGGAGUUCCACGGCGUGAUGCGCUUCUACUUCCAAGACAAGAUGUCGGGCAACUUUGCCACCAAGUGCAUCCGCGUGUCCAGCACGGCCACCACGUCGGACGUGGUGGAGACGUUGAGCGAGAAGUUUCGCCCGGACAUCCGUAUGCUGACGGCGCCGCGGUACUCCCUCUACGAGGUUCACUCCAGCGGAGAGGAGCGGCGCCUGGGGGAGCACGAGAAGCCGCUCGUCGUGCAGCUCAACUGGAACAAGGACGACCGCGAGGGGCGCUUUGUGCUCAAGAACGAGAACGACAUCGCUCCCGUCAAGAAGGUGGAGCGCAACGGUGCCGGCAAGGCGGAGAAGGAGGGCGUGAUGCAGAACUUCAAGCGCACGCUGUCCAAGAAGGAGCGCAAGGAGAAGAAGAGGCGGGAGAGGGAGGCGUCGUCGCGCUGCGAGGAGGACGAGGAGAACGCCCCCGACGUUGGCGCAGCCCCGCAGGCCGACAGUGCGGGCGUGGCGGAGGAGGUCUACAAGGAGAUGCCCGAGACGAGCUUCACGCGCACCAUCUCCAACCCCGAGGUCGUCAUGAAGCGGCGGCGCCAGCAGAAGCUGGAGCGCCGUCUGCAGGAGUUCCACGGGGACGACGGGCGGCCCCGCUCCGGCGGGAUGCUGCGGGUGUUUGCCGACAGCCUCAGGCCGACGAUCCCCUACAAGACGCUGCUCGUGUCUCUGUCGGACCCCGCCGAGUUUGUGGUGCGCGAGGUGCUGGAUAAGUACGGCCUGGAGCGGGAAGACCCCGCCAACUAUUGCCUGGCCAGGCUGGUGCUGCCGCCCGACAGCGACAUGAUGGAGGAGGCGGUGCGACGCGAAGGCCUGGAAACGGCGCUAGACGACCAGGACUGCCCUCUCAACAUCCUGGUGGAGUGGCCCGCUGAGGACGGCGUGCUGGUCUUCCAGCUGCGCAAGAAGGAGGACGUGGCGGCGCGACGGAAGAAGCAGCAGCAGCAGCAGCACAAGGGGGUGGUGGGCAAGGCUGCCGGGGAGGGGCAGGAGGAGCGCCGGCGUGGUGGCGGUGGCGGCGGCGACGCAGCCACUGGAGCCGACGCCGGCUCCGGGCACGACGCGUACGGAGCGGCGCCGCCGCCCGACAGGCUCCCGUACCUCGUGGAGCUCAGCCCUGGCGGUCGCCACAGCCACCGCUCUUACAGGACUCCAGACGGCUCGGACUCGCGGGACAAGCCCAAGAUGUACCGGCUGCAGCUCAACGUGACGGAGGUUGGCAGCGACACGUCGUCGCCGCAGUUCAUCCAGCUGUUUGGCGCCGGCAUCCAGCCGCAGCACUGCGUGGUCACCAACAUGGAGGGCGUGGUGACGGUGACGCCGAGCAGCGUGGAGGCCGACACCUUCGUGCAGGGACGCCGCAUCUCGGAGACCACCAUGCUGCGCAGCGGCUGCACCCUGCGCUUCGGCCGCGCCAGCGUCUUCAAGUUCGUGGACCCCGGCCACGAGCCGCCCGGAGUCUCCUCCGGCGGAGUCCGCCGUGCGGCCGAGGGGGAGACGGAGCCGGCGCGCGCCACCGCCAGGAGCAGUAGUGGGCCCGUGCCCGUGCCGCACGAGACCACGUUUGAGCUCGACGGAGACGUCCACAGCAACUCGGACGCGCACGCCAAGCGUCAGGCCGAUGGGAGGUCUGCGAUGCGACCGGACAGAGUGGAAUUUACCAAGUCAGAGUUACGCGGCCAAGAGAAGCCGUCUCAAAUCAUCGAUCUGCCGGCCACGCUGGAGCUGAGAGAAGGAGCGGAGGAGGCCUUCCUGGCGGGCGUGGUGAACUACACCAACAGCACGACGGCGCACUUCAAGCUGUCGCCCACCUACGCGCUCUACCUGGCGGCGCGCCGCACCCUCGGCAGCCCCAACACCGCCAGCGCCUCCUCCGCCAGCGAGGAGGAGCGUCUCCGUCGCACCGUGUCUCUCGUCAACCGCAUGGUCGCCAUGAUGGAGGCCGUCAUCCAGGACCUGAAGCACCACGAGCAGGAGCAGAGCGGCAUGGCGAGCGCGCUCGCGUUCUGGAUGGCCAACGCCUCGGAGCUGCUCAACUUCCUGAAGCAGGACUCUGAGCUUGGCCGCGUCACCGCCGAUGGCCAGGACGUGCUGGCAAGCGGCGUGCACACGGCCUUCCGGCACCUGGUCCACUGCCUGCAGUCAGAUCUCAACAAGUGCAUGCCGGCCUUCCUGGAGGAUCCGGAGGAGCCCAGCGCCCAGGGCCCCAAGAUCGACGACGUGCUGCAGACGCUGAGCGGCGCCAUGUCCUUGCUGCGCCGGUGCCGCGUGAACGCGGCGCUCACCAUCCAGCUCUUCUCGCAGCUCUUCCACUUUGUCAACAUGUGGCUCUUCAACGAGCUGGCGCGGGGCGCUGCGGCUCGCCAGCCCCUCUGCUCCUACUACUGGGGGGUGGCGCUGCACGAGCGCCUGCACGCCGUCGAGGGCUGGGCCGAGCGCCAGGGCCUCGAGCUCGCCGCCGACUGCCACCUCAGCAGGAUCAUGCAGGCCACGACCCUGCUCACGAUGGACAAGUACGCGCCCAAGGACGCGCCGGAGAUCAGCAGCACCUGCUUCAAGCUCAACUCACUGCAGCUGCGCGCACUGCUGGAGGGAUACCAGGGCGCCACGGGGGAGCCCAGCAUCCCUCGCGAACUGAUCGACAGCGUGGUUGCCAUGGCCACCAGCACUGCUGACGAGCUGGCGCACAGCGAUAUGCGCGAGGUGCGUCUGGAGGAGGACCCGGACCUGCAGCUGCCCUUCUUGCUGCCCGAGGACGGCUACUCGUGCGACAUCGUCAAGGGGGUGCCACACGGACUCGCCGAGUUCCUCGCUCCGCUCUGCCAGAGAGGUCUUUGUCGUCUGGUGCCCCUUCUACGCUCACCGGGAGUGUGGACCGUGUUCUUUGAGGGUCACGACAACGACAGUGGCCCCCUCCUUCCCACUGACACGGGCUCGCUGCAACACCAGGUGCCCAAGGUGCUCACCGUCACGCUCAAGAAGCAGCACGGUCUGGGCCUCAGCAUCGUCGCCGCCAAGGGUGCCGGUUUGGACAAGCUGGGAAUCUACGUCAAGUCGGUGGUCAAAGGCGGCGCUGCUGAUCAGGACGGGCGUUUGGCUGCUGGGGACCAGCUGCUCAGCGUCGAUGGGAACAGCCUCGUGGGCCUUUCUCAAGAGAGGGCGGCCGAGCUGAUGACCCGCACCGGCUCGGUGGUGACGCUGGAGAUCGCCAAGCAGGGAGCCAUCUACCACGGCCUAGCCACCCUGCUCAACGAGCCCUCGCCCACCACGCAGCACAGAGGAACGGACCGUCGCACCGGUGGCAAGGCGAGGCCCAAGAGCGAGGGGCUGGAGUUGUACCGCGGCGCGGCGCGUCCCGACAGCCCGGAAGAGCCGGCGGAGACCCACACCGACGCCCACCAGCAGCAGCAGCAGCAGGAGCAGCAGGGCGGCGCAGUCUCUCACGGCGACGACCGGCUCGUGAAGAACCGCGCAGACCACCGCUCUACCCCCAACGUCGCGCACUCCCCCGACAGCGUGGGUCUCCGCCCCGUGUACCCGGGCGCUCCGGCCUCCAGGGUCCAGUCGGUGUCGACCGGCAACCUCAAGGCAGAGGAGAGUCCCUCUCCGCCGUCGCUCGAGGCCUACCCGGUGCCCACAGCCACCUACGCACGCGAGUGCAGCACGCUGCCACCCCCGCCCGCAGACAGCUCCCCCGCUUGGGCGGCCUCCGGCAUGCAGAGAGCGGCGCACUCCGAGGAGGAGCUGCGGCGAGACCGCCCCUACCGUGCGGCGGGGCCGCCGCCGCCACCGCCACACCACCACCACGGGCAGCAGCAAGCGCAGCGCCAGCAGCCGCCCUCCUCGCUCCUAUCCUCCUCCAGCCACGAGCAGUCGGCGCUGUCGGCUCGCGCGCCGCAGUACGGCAUCGCCGUGGGCGGCGCCGCCUCCGCCAAGACGGGGCCGGGCCGCUGGAAGACGCCCGUCGUCAGCGGUGGCGGCGGCGGCGGCGGUGGCCAGCAAGGAGGCGGCCUCCCUCCGCCGCCCCCUCCGACGCGGUACCCGCCGGGGUACGGCCCCGAGUCGCGGGACCUCCCGCCGCCACCGCCGCCUCCGCCGCCGGCGUCCGCCCUGCACGGCAUGGGCGGGAUGAGCGGCGGGGGCACGUCCUCGUCGCUGUCGUCGCUUUCGUCGCCGUCGCUGCCGUCGCCCGGCUAUGGCGGCGACGCGGGGCCCGAGGCGGAGCGCAAGCGCGAGGAGCAGCUGCGCUGGUACGAGGCGGAGAAGGCGCGGCUGGAGGAGGAGCGCGAGCGACAGCGGCGCAGGAAAGCGGCGGGGGCCGCUGCUCCCGGCGGCGGUGGCGGUGGUGGCGCGGGCGCGGGGUCGGUGGUGAGACCGCACGAAAGGCCGGCGGUGCCGUCGCAAGGAGACACGAUCAUCAGGGAGCUGCGCCCCCAGUCGCAGCCGCGCACCAUCGAGCGCCACGACCUGCACUUCCUGGUGCCCCCCCCCGCGGGCACCGGCGAGGAGGAGAGCGCCAGCGGCUCCCCGCAGCUGUCGCCGUCGCCGUGGGCGCGCGACGCCCGCGAGCGCCAGGAGAAGCAGCGGCAGCAGCAGCAGCUGGAGAUGCUGGAGCGGGAGAUCGCGGCGCUGCAGUCGCGGCCGCAGCACCAGCUGCUGCCCGAGGAGAGCGACCGGCUGCGCAAGCUGCUGCUGGAGCGCGAGUUUCAGCGGCGCGUGCAGGAGGUGUCGCUGCGCCGGCGGGGCGGCGACGACGACGAUGACGACGACGACGACUACGAAGAGAGGGACGACGACGAGGGAGGUGGAGGCACUAGGAUCGGGGCGCAGGCCGCAGGGCAGAAGCAGUCGGUGCAGGAAAAGCCUCUGCCGUGGCAACACCAGCAGACGGGAGACUUCCACCAGCAGCAGCAGCAAAGGCAUGAGGAGGAGACGCACGUGUUGCAGGCCUUCCCGACUCUCUCGGUCUUGCACUUGCUCCAGGACGAGGAGCGCCGGAAGCAUCAGCAGCAGGCGGAGGAGCGUGCGCGGCAGCAGAGGGAAGCGGAUGAGCGGGCAAGGCAGCAGCGAGAAGCGGAGGAGCGAGCGAGGCAGCAGCGAGAAGCGGAGGAGCGAGCGAGGCAGCAGCGAGACGCGGAGGAGCGAGCGAGGCAGCAGCGAGAAGCGGAGGAGCGGGCGAGGCAGCAGCGAGACGCGGAGGAGCGGGCGAGGCAGCAGCGAGAAGCGGAGGAGCGAGCGAGGCAGCAGCGAGAAGCCGAGGAGCGAGCUCGACAGAGGGAAGCAGACGAACGGGCGAAGCAGCAGCGGGAAGCAGAGGAGCGGACGCGGCAGCAGCGGGAAGCGGAGGAGCGGACGCGGCAGCAGCGAGAAGCGGAGGAGCGGACGCGCAAGGUGGAGGAGCAGCGGCGCCGCGACGACGACUACUACGCUCACAUGGAGUCGGAGCGGCGGCGCGCGCUGGACGAGGAGGAGCGCCGCCUGCUGGGUCCCGGCAACAACAACGGCGGCGGCGGCGACGACGGGACAUCCACGGCGGCCUACGCCGCCACCACCGCCGCCGCGUCUCCGCCGGCGCCGUCCCAGCAGAGUAAGCCUCGCGGCGGAGGCGGAACGGGCAUCGGCGGCGGCAUCGGCGGAGGCAUCGGCGGCAUCGGCGGAGGCGGCGACGUCGUGCACAGAGCCAUGCUGGUGCGGUGCGGUGACGGCGAGGAGGAGGAGGACUCUGCAAAGACGAGAGACGCUCGCACUAACCCCGCGGCGGCGGCGGCGGCCGCCCCCCUGCGCUGGCAGCAGCAGCAGCCGGGCGGCGGCGGCGGCGCCGUGACGACGCGCCGACCGCCGCUCGCCCGGCCGCCGCGCCCCGUGUCGGACGGCUUUGCGCUCUCGUCGGCCGCGGGGGGGGCGGCCGGCCUGGGCAGGCAGGCGCCGUCGGUGGCGGCUUCCAGCAGCAUGGCCGACCUGGCGCGCGUCGGCCGCGGCGCUGUCGGCGCCGCGGCGGCCCAGCAGCUCCGCGGCACGCCGGCCUCGCUGCUGCUCACCUAUGCUUCGCCUGGAAACUCGCAAGGCAUGAACACGUACCGGCCCGGCGGGACGCCCGGCGUCAUCGGCUCCCAGGAGGUUUACCGCGACCCACGCGAGCGUCGCACCAAUCAGAGCAAACCAGAGGCGGGCGAGCGCCCGAGCCCGAUGCCCGAGAAGCUGCCGUUCCGUGAGCGCCAGCGCCUCUUCUCGCAGGGCCAGGACGUCGCCAACAAGAUCAAGACGUCGCGCAAGCUCAUGGAGCUCGAGCAGGAGCUGGGAAACAAAUAAAGCGGCGAGCGGCGGUGUGCGGCGCGGCUCAGUCUGUCGCUCGCUCGCUCGGUCAGUCGGUCGGUCAAUCAAUCGGUCAAUCAGUCGGUCGGUCAAUCGGUCGGUCGAUCGGUCAAUCAAUCGGUCGAUCAGCCGGUCAAUCAAUCGGUCAAUCAAUCGGUUAAUCGGUCAGUCGAUAGCUCGCGUGCCCGCUCGCUCGCGGAAGACCGUCUGUGUGUCUCUCUCUCUUUGCCUCUCUGCGUCUCGGCCUCUGGCUCGGUCCGUCUGGCCCGCCGGCCGACGGAGAGAAAAGCACAACAAACGAUCUGAUCCGGUGGGGGGGGGGGGGGGGGUGUCUCCCCACGCUUCCUCCUCGGUGAGGCGACACCACCGCCGACGACGACGAUGCUGAUGAUGAUGAUGACGACGUUGAUGAUGAUGGGGUCCAUCGCUUGGUCCGCCGUGGAAGACAGCCCUUCGUGUGGCCCCUCUGUGCCUGCCCGUCCCCCUCCCCCCGUCUUUCUCGCCAUCUUUUGGCGGUGGCGUGCGCGGUGUAGCAUCCAUCCGGACGUCUCUCUCUGCGUCUCUCUCUGCGUCCCUGUCUCUCCCGGCUGUCCUUCCAUCGCUGACGGGGCAGCGCGAUCGCGAGCACGUCCUAGGAUGUCUCUGCGGGGAGCGGCGAUGGUAGCGGUUGGCACCGCCGCGCCACGAAGCCGGCGACCCGAGUUCGAUUCCCGCUCGCGGACAACACCGGUGACGAUUAACCUGGCCCAAGUCCUAGGCCUCCCCUAGGUCGACUCGGCCUCGAAUUAGUACCAGGUGUGUGAAAUCAUCGCCACUGGUUGCUGGCCACCCACCCCCUCGUGGUACCGUGCCAGCCUUCACAGGUGCUCGCUAACAGCACUUGCCCCUACAGCCUGUUAAGGAUAUGCCGGGAGUGGUCUUCGUCUCUGUGCACGUGGCUGGCUUUCUCUGCACGCUGGUGGCGUCACAGCAAAGCGCACGAAUGACGGCGGCAUCCUUCCGCUGGGAGUCUUGUGCGCGUCGCUCGGCUGUCUUUGAUCGCCCGGAACCGUAUCAACGAUCCGGAGAAUACCUCCACGCGUCCUUGACGGGAUGCACGCGUGCGUGCGUGUCGAGCCAGCACUUUGACCCUCAAAGUGCACCUGGCCUGGCACAAGCGCCGCGGUGACGUCACUGCCACUCGGUGGCGAAUGGCGGCUGUUAUUGGUGGUGGUGAGCCAGCACUGAUGACGACGACGACGACGCUCGUUGUCGAGAUGAAGGAGGGGACCCCCUGCUACUUCUGUAAUAUUCCCGCGCGCGUUUAGACGCGUCGAAACCUUUGGCAACGCUGAGAGCCCCCCUCGCCCCCCCAAAUCCGCGACACCGCGCGGAUUUUUCCCCAAAACUUCCGAUUCGUCGUCGGGUCGAUGGUGGAAAAAAAACCAAAUCUCUCGAUUGUUGUCGUCGCCGUUUUUGUUGUUUUUUUUUUCUAUCCUGGCCCCCUUCCCCCCCCCCCGAGCAAUAAGCUGAUGUCGAAAAAACGUCGCAGAUCUGACCCACUGACCCCUCAUCCCCCUGCUGUGCAUGGCGCGGUCGGUCGUCGCGUUGCGUACGUGCCCGUGCGGUGGUAGGUGACGGCCGUUCCCUUCUGCUGGGUUCGUUUUGCAAGAGAGCUUUUUUAAAAAAAGAAUUAUCGCCGAUUCUAAACGAUUUCCGCGGGGCGACAAAAGCACAUUGUGGACUCGGGGGAAACCGCAGCGUGUUUGCGUCGGCUGCGGGACACACGGAGCAUCCUCGGGUAACGAUAGCAGCAGCAGCAACAACAACAGCAACAACGGCAACAACAGCAACAACAACAGCAACAACGGCAACACCAACAAGUUGUCGGUAGCUUUAUUUCCUCCUCGUGUCAACUCCCAGGGUGAAGAUGACGUCCGUGUUGGGGAAACGUCAUCACGCGCGAGCACCGUUGCCACCUGUCCUCUGGUUGUUAUUUUUUUCUCCCCCCCUUCCCCCAAGGAUCCACAACCUCUUGGUUCUCAAAGGGUUAGCUGCUGGGGAAAUCUCAUAAUCCUUGCCGGGGGGGGGUACAUUAAAAAUCUCUCCCGGCUUGUGUCGGUUGUGGAGUGGUAGUCGUAGUAGUAGUAAUAAUGUUGACGGCGAUGAUGAAGACGAUCAUUCUCCACUCGGCGAUUAUCCCCCUGGUUGUUGGGUAGCCUCCUCAAGGGGCGGUGGCGACGACGCCGACGGUUUAAGCUUCACCAUUGGAACCUCAUCGGUUUCAGCUUCGCCGUGGCACGGCGGAGGGGAACCGCCGGUGUUGUGAACUCGGUGAAGGGAGAGCGCCAAGCAGCGUGCUUUGCAAACCCCCUCUCGGUUAUUUUGUUUUUAUCUUAAACGGGGACACGAUGGGGGGGUCACGUGGGGCGAUUGAUGGAACGCGUGAAAUUGUAUCGUGCGCGAGAGCACGUCGGUAAGAUAAUCAGGCGCGUCGAUGAAUCUGCCAAUGUAAACAUAUAACUUGGCGAUACAAUUUGAAUCCAUGCGGUAACCCAGAACGACGAGUAAAAAGACCCCUUCCAGACUCGCCCGAUCGUAAGCAACGUGGUUGCCGUGAGCAACCAGUGAGUGCGAACAAAUGACGUCACGUGCGCAGAGCGACAGUUUGAGUGUUUUUUGUACACUUAUUGGCAGCUAGCUAGGAUUACCUCACUAAAUGGACAAUUGGUUAUAAUAUUUGAUGUUCAUUAUUCGUACUUUAAUUUACUCAGAACCACGUUUGGGGGUUACUCUGUUGGAACAAAACUCAACAAAGGAGGGGGGGGGUACAGGACCUAGACCACAAUCACCACCAUCGUCACUAUCAUCACCACCACAACCACUAUCAUCACCACCAACAACACUGAUGAUGUUACCACGCCGCUUGCGCCAGGCUAGGUGCACGUUAAGGCCGCGUUGAAGUGUCGAAAGCUCCGCUGGCAGGAGGUCGCGGGACAGGCCCAGGUGCCACUAUCACCACAACCACUAUCCACCACUCCUCUCGUCAUCACCACAACAAUUAUCACCACCACUCUCAUCAUCACCACCACUCUCAUCAUCACCACAACAAUUAUCACCACCAUUCUCAUCACCACCACCACUCUCACCACAACCGCUAUCACCAUAACCACUAUCCGCCACCACUCAUUAUCACCACCACAACCACUAUCCACCACUCCUCUCGUCAUCACCACAACCACUAUCACCACAAUUCUCAUUACCACCACCGCUAUCACCAUAACCACUAUCCACCACCACUCAUUAUCACCACCACAACCGCUAUCACCACAACUAGAGCCACCCCAAAAUAGUUUUACUUUUGCAACGGCUUCUACUUCACAAACUUCACGUUGGCCACGAUCUCUCCGCUGCUGGAUGAGGACCUUCCGCCCCACGGCGUAGCUCCCCCCACCCCCCACGCCUCGAUGCCAAAACUCGUCACGGCUAAACUCCCGGUAAAACACCUCCCGAUUUGCACGGUCGGCUACGUGGCGUGCGAAAGAAUUUGAACGUGCGUACACGCAACGUGCAAUGAGAGCCGCGGGAGUUUAACAAGCGCCCCGCCUGCCCGCCCGCCCACCCGCGGGUUUAGGGGGCCGUGAGACCCAGGGGGAGUUGAACCCCCAGUGCCUGCUGACCCUACCCCCGACGAGGGCAAGUCACGAGCCCGUGCGAGAUUCUUGUUGUUGUUGGCAGUGUUGAUUAUGCAAGUGGGAUGUGUGCGACCUUCGUAGGAAUGACACGGGUCGACCGUGCUCGUGGAAAAAAAAGAAAUCAAAGUUUAUCGCGACGCUGGUUGUGAUGCCUAUCGCCGCCGCGACCUUACACCACGGGUCAACUCUCAAUUGUGUCCCGGUUUGAGAUUUUUAACCGACCGCUCUUGCGUUAAGUAAAAAAAACAAGCCGACGUUAUCAUCGUGCGCCGCGACUCGCGUCCAACUCAACGCCGCCCGCCCCUCGUCGAGAGCUUUGGCCGUGAGCUCGACUGCAAACGCGUCGGCGAACGAAAGCCCCGUUGGCUCGUGAGCGCGGAUUUUCAAAAAUUGCAGGCGACGCAUUCUCCCCUCUCCAGCCGACGAUCGUUCAUUUCCAUCCCCCCCCCCCCCCGCUCGCUCUCCUCCGAUUAGCGCGGCUCUGCUACGUACGGUGCGAACGAGGUUGAACGUACAUGCACGCUACGCAGGUAACAAACAAAAAUGCUUAACCCUGUCGUACGAAUGUUUUGUAUUGACGUCUUAUAUUUUAUUUUUGCAACACCGCCCCCCGCUCCUCCCCCCAUUACUCCAGAUAAACGAGAGCUGCCUGCAGCAAUAUUUAAUGGUUACUGUGCUAUCAUGGUUGUUACGGUUGAGUCGCACUUAACUGGAGCUGUCGAAUUACUGUUUGGGCUCGUGGCGGUUCACGCGUCCCUCCGUCUUAUCCGCCUUGCUGCGCCCAUGCCCCCCCCGGGGCGACGCUACAAGUUGCGUUCCACAAAGUUGUUGCGGUCCCACUGAGCUGCGUUCAACCGAGUUGCUUUCCACAACUCGUUACGGAGCGACAGCAACAUUUUAACCGAGGACGCCACGUGACGACUCAGAGCCGCUUUCAAAAACAAAUCGACCUUCGUUCUGUCUGUGUCCACCCCGCCCGACUCCCAGUGUAAAAGUAAAACAAUUCGUUUUCGUCUGUAGCACCGAGAGCGACACACACGCACACCACACGAUCAGUUUGCAAUGAAGGUGGGGUUUUGCAUUCGGCCCAGUCAGCCCAUAGCGUGUCCCCCCCCCCCCCCCCAUGACCCCUUGCCUUAACACUGAAAUCGUAUUUCUCAAGACACAAGCCAUCACGCGCGGAAUUUUGGUCGGGUCAACAAUAUCGGGCACUCUGGAAUCUAUCGCCCCCCCCCCUCCCCCAAUUAAUUACGCUCGCCAAGUAACGAAUAAUAUCGGGUUUUUUUUUUCUGCCGGUCGGCGUCUGCGUACGCACGUUUACCUAUAUCACGUCCGUCGUGCGGGUCGGUUGAGCGAGUUGCGUGGGCGGCUCUGCGGUCCGCGGAUGGAGCUGUACAUAGUACUGAAGACAUAUCGCGCGUGCGGCAAUUCCCGCAGAAGCCGCACGGUUUUGGUGUAAAUGCGGCGCUCUGACAUCGUCGUCAUCAUUGCCGUGUUUAGUUUGUUGUCCUUCCCCGCCUAGCCCCCCCUUCUCCACCGCACCUCCCGAUGAACACGGGUUGGCUGCGUGAUGGCUGCGAAAGAAGUUGUGCGUGCGUCAUCGUCAUCAUCAUCAUUGGUGGCGGCAGGAAGUCACGGUCGAUCCACUGCCGGGUGAUGCUCUCGGCUGCAACGGCAACACGUCGCGACGGUCCACCCCCAGCCAGCCGCCUGCUACGCGAACUGAUUCCAUAUCCCCUUCUCCGCCUCCUCCGCCCUCGGUGGUGGUGGUGGUGUUGGUUGGCUGUACCGCACUGUGUACUGUAUAUAUGUAUAUGAACGAGUGCGGGAAGUGCGCCCCGCUUGUGUCGUUGUUAACCCCCCGGGGGUUGGGGGGGGGGUCAGCGGCUGCCCGCGUGGUUUUUUGUUGCUUUCUCUCGCCGACUUGCUGUCGCCCGUGUCAAUUCCACGCCGCUGUGCCCCGAGGAACGGUAUAUCGGUAAAACACUACAAAACCGGACAUUUUUUUUUCCUUUCACCAUUUUGGGCACAAACCUAUCCAAGAUGCCCGCAGUUGCCUUGCCCACAUGGAGUCUGUUGGGGAGUUCCAUGCUACAAAGCCCGUGGGAGCAGUGGAUUGUUGCGGUUUUGACGUUGGAUUGGGUCCUGGUCCAAUUUCCCAUGGGACCCUGCCCAACGUCCAGGCACGGUUCGUCUACGUAACGGCGCGAAGGGAUUUCGACGUCGAUUUUUCGGUGGUGUGGCGCGCGGUUGUCCUUCAACCACCACCACCACCCCCCCUACCCCUCUCUCUCUCUGGCGGUCUUGUGAUGAUACCAAUCUGCCAGCGGUGGAGAUGGAGCGACGAUGAGAUCGGAUCCCGACGGCUUGUGGAGGCCUCCGUCCAGCGCUGAUAUCGAUUCUUGAAACUAAAGUCCCAUCCGGUUAAAUUAAAACUGAAAGGCCCACUGAGCUCUACAACUCUUUUUUAGAAGCGACCUUGCACAAAUAAUAGCUCAACAGCAGAGUGACCUAUCGUCAUCACGUGGAAAUUUGUAGCAGCCAAAUAUAUUCUAAACACCGUGACAUUGAUUCUAAACGUGGAGGGAAACACCGCAGGAUCCGGAGAAAAUCCACGCGGCCACGGAGAGAGACACACGCAAACUCCAAAUAUACAGCAGGCAUUGGGGUCGGGAUUGAACCCACGACCUCCUGUACACCAGGCGAGGUAGUUAACAUCUCCUAGCCACCGUGAUGAUGAUGAGAGAGACACGCAGACUCCAAAUAUACAGCAGGCGUCGUCAGGGUCAGGAUUGAACCCACGACCUCCUGUCUACCAGGCGAGGUAGUUAACAUCUCCUAGCCACCGUGAUGAUGAUGAGAGAGACACGCAGACUCCAAAUAUACAACAGCAGGCGUCGUCAGGGUCAGGAUUGAACCCACGACCUCCUGUCGACCAGGCGAGGUCGUUAACAUCUCGCCACCGUCACGCCCGAGUUGCCUAGCUUACCAUUGAUCAUGUCGAGUUUGGUUUCAUUCCCGUCCACUGCGAGUCGAUGUCUGAACCGGUCUUUGGCUCCAUCGCACACUUAAUUUGACCAAGCCGCUUUGACCAGCAUGGUGAAGUAUGGUCAAAUAACCCCCAUGAUCGACACGGAUUGUAGGAGGCCUUCAAUCCAGCAGUGGUUUCAUUAUUGUUGUAUAAUUCCAUGGUAACGGGGAGUGAGUGGCCUUCACUUUUCGUACAGCGGCAGGCCACGUAUCACAAUUGCAGUUUUGAGUUGAUCGCAUCACGCUAGAGAGAGUGUCUCUCCACACUUUUAAUCUUUAAACACUAAAAAUUUAAAUAAAAGUUUUAUUUGUAUUUUGCAACUUAAUAUUUUUUUUUCCUCCUUCUUGGGUAAACACUGAAAAUAAGAGAAAACACAUAACGUGUUGGACUUGAAAGGCAGUUAUAUGAUAGUUUUUAUCUGUAAUCAUGUUCUUGUUGUAAUAAAACACAAACCUUGA